CCAAACCCUGUCCACGACGUGUGGUGAGAGAAGCAAUUUACGCAAAUAUAUUGAUUAUGUGGCUCAUUUCCAAUUAGGGUUGGCGCUGUGAUCUCAACACACGAAUUCAGUCUGCUCAUUCAAGUCAAAUUGCUCAAUCCACGAACUUGAAAGCGCAUUGCCAUCAGAAAGGCCCAGAUCUGAACUGCGCUUCUCUUCAAUUGUUCUACUUCUGGUAGUGCUUGGAUUUAUAUGCUCUUGAAUUAGCCUACGUUCUCUCUUCUAUUGGGAUUCGGUUGAGGAAACACCUUCCCGCCUGCACAAUCGUCAAGAAUGGCGGCCACAAAGGGAGCGCCGGCUUUCUCGGGGACUGUGGUGAAAUGCCAGAAGUGCUCCAAGACGGUGUAUCCAAUGGAGCAAUUGAUUGCCGACAAUGAGACCUACCACAAAACAUGCUUUAGAUGCACGCACUGCAGCACAAUGCUGAAGCUCGGAAAUUAUGCAGCAAUCGGCGGAGCUGUGUACUGCAAGCCCCAUUUCAAUCAGCUGUUCAAGUUGAAAGGGAACUACAGCGACAACUUUGCGGCCGGGGGCCUCCCUCCGCCAAAGCCAGAUACGGCACCAAGCACGCCGAAAGCAAGCACAGCGACCGAAGGUGCUGCUGCGUCUGCAGACAAGGUUGCUGACAAGGUGAAGAAUCUGACGGUCUCUGCAAAGAAAGAAGCGUCAAAGCCGUCUCCGCUUGCGGGAAAGUUUACGGGCACAACUGACAAGUGCGUUUCGUGUGGAAAAACGGUGUAUCUCAUCGAGAAGGUUGUGGUGGAGAAUAAGAUCUACCACAAAGCGUGCUUCAAGUGCAGCCAUGCGAACUGCCCCCUGUCGACGUCCAACUAUGCUUCCAUGAACGGCAAGCUCUAUUGCAAGCCACAUCUACAACAGAUUUUCAAGACCACUGGUGACUAUCGGCAAGCAGCGGGAGACGCUCCGUUAUCAACACCACCCGUGUAACGUUGUCGAUACUCAUUCAAACGAAUCAGUCUCCCAGGGACAGCAGCAGGGGGCUGAAUUGUAGAGCCUCAAAGUGAGAAUUUGGGAACAAGUCGGCAUGAAAUGAUUAGGGGCUUAUCUGUCCGAUCAUGGUGUCUAGCUUAAUGUCUACCCGUUGCUGCGGCUUGCACAAAAGCGGGGUUCCUGGAAGCACUCAAAUGCUCUCUUCAUGAGUCCAAUCGGCAUUGGUACAAACCCUGUCUAUGGUCACACAAGACUCCGUGGUUAGUAUCGUUUAAGGGCCGACAGUCAAGAGAAGCCUACAAUCACAGGCCCAUGACUCGCGGUUCACCUGGUCGAACACACCCUUGACUUGCAGCGAGUAUGCUGUAUAAUGGCUCACCGUUCUGCCGGAACUCUUUGGAUCUUUCCUCGCUGCAAAGGCCAAAUCCCAAGUAUAUGUACACGCUCCACAUGCCCUCACCG
This is a messenger RNA of Klebsormidium nitens, 1452 nucleotides long. The record is from the annotation of a GenBank genome assembly. NCBI's taxonomy places the organism in Eukaryota, Viridiplantae, Streptophyta, Klebsormidiophyceae, Klebsormidiales, Klebsormidiaceae.